Messenger RNA from Pyricularia grisea, 1356 nucleotides. RefSeq lists its product as uncharacterized. Bases 1 to 1356 code for a protein of 451 amino acids. Gene Ontology annotation, cellular component: mitochondrion. The record is from RefSeq and is a predicted model, not a curated record. Gene Ontology annotation, molecular function: pyridoxal phosphate binding; transaminase activity. The transcript has a single exon. NCBI's taxonomy places the organism in Eukaryota, Fungi, Ascomycota, Sordariomycetes, Magnaporthales, Pyriculariaceae.
AUGACUGAGCCGUCUUACCCCUACACGGCUGCCGAUGCCGCCCUACUCCAAGAAGCAGCUGAUACAUCUCUGCUUUCUUACGGCCCUUCUUUCCAUAAUGAGAUAAUAGCGCGAGCCGAAGGUGUCUUUAUUUACACCGUCUCCGGCCGUCGCAUUUUGGACUGGACCUCGGGCCAAAUGUCGUGCCUGGUCGGUCACGGCAACCCAGAAGUCGUCAGCGUCAUCCAUGAGCAUGCCCGGAACCUCGACCACCUCUUCAGCGGCAUGCUCUCGCCACCCGUCAUCAACCUAGCCGCCGAGCUGAAAAAGCUCCUACCAAAGGGGCUGGAACGCAGCAUGUUCCUGUCGACCGGCGGAGAGAGCAACGAGGCCGCCAUCAGGAUGGCCAAGUGCGUUACCGGCAAGUGGGAGAUCGUCGGGCUAAGCGCGAGUUGGCACGGCAUGACUGGCGGCGCGGCCGGCGCACAGUACCACUCCGGACGACGAGGCAUCGGGCCCAUGAUCCCCGGCAACCUCAUGCUCCCGGCCCCCAACGCCUACCGCUCCAUCUUUCGCCACGCCGACGGCUCCUACGACUGGCAGACGGAGCUGGACCACGGCUGGGCCAUGGUGGACGCCGCCUCCUCGGGCUCCCUGGCCGCCGUCAUCCUCGAGCCCAUCCUCUCCAGUGCCGGCAUGCACGCCCUGCCCGACGGCUACCUCGCCGCCAUGAGGGCGCACUGCGAUCGCCGCGGCAUGCUCCUCAUCCUCGACGAGGCUCAGACCGCCAUCGGUCGCGCCGGCGACAUGUUUGCGUUCCAGCACCCGUCCAACACCGGCGUCGUCCCGGACAUCCUAACGCUGAGCAAGACGCUCGGCAACGGGCUGCCGCUCAGCGCCGUCGUGACCAGCGACGCCAUCGCGGCGCGCGCUAGAGAAAACGGCUUCUUGUUCUUCACCACGCACGUCAACGACCCGCUGCCCGCCGCCGUCGGCCUCAAGGUCCUGCAGAUGGUGCAGAGGGACGGCCUGGUGGAGAGGUCGCGGCGGCUGGGCGAGAGGCUGCACGCCGGGCUCGGGAGGCUGCAGGAGCGGUACGGGUGCGUCGGUGACGUUCGUGGGAGGGGUCUGAUGGCAGGCGUCGAGAUUGUUGCCGACCGCGAGACCAAGGAGCCCGGGAUGGAACUCGCAGACAGGCUGGCCAAGAAGAUGAUGGACCUGGGGGUGUCUGCCAAUUUGGCUACUUUGGCGUCGUUUGGCGGCGCCUUCCGCAUCGCGCCGCCCAUUACUAUAUCUGAGGAGGAGUUGGAUCUUGGCUUGGGAUUUAUGGAGGAGGCGUUGAGGUCUACGGAAGGGUCGAUGCCGACUGGGAAGUGA